Molecule: messenger RNA, 2046 nt
Organism: Salmo salar (Atlantic salmon)
Lineage: Eukaryota; Metazoa; Chordata; Actinopteri; Salmoniformes; Salmonidae
Source: RefSeq, a predicted model, not a curated record
UCCUCACUGGUCUUACCUGUUUUUCCUGCCUCGCCCAAGGCCAGCCCAUUUUGGUUUUAACCAGGAUUCUAUGCCAUUUCGGGAGCAUUGGCAGUCUUACUUACAAAGUUGACCACAAUCUCCAGGACCUACAUUUCCCAGCUCCAUGGCCGCUGCCGCAUGGCCUGAGGAGGAGUUUGUGUGCUCUGUCUGUCUGGAGACACUACGUGACCCCGCCACGCUGCCCUGUGGUCACACCUACUGCCUGUCCUGCAUCCAGGGGCACUGGGACCGGAAUGAGGCCAAGGGUCAGUUUAACUGCCCCCAGUGUAGGCAGGUCUUCACCCCACGACCCUCUCUGGCCAAGAGCACAGUGCUAGUGGAGGCCAUGGAGAAGCUGAGAAGAAAGGGCAUCCAGGAGUAUCCCUACCUCUCCAUCUCAUCUGCCCCACCAUCCAUGUCUAUCUAUCUGGACGUGUGUGCAGACACAAGCCUUCGCCAAGGGGGGAUGUUCCCCCAACUGCCCGUCGUCAGCCCCAGGCGUUGCCCUCAACACCAGCGGCCCCUAGAGCUCUACUGCCAUGAUGAUAAGGAGUGUAUUUGUGACGAAUGUUGUCGUCAUGGACACAAGGGCCACCGUGUGGUUAAGCCGGAAGAGGAGUGGAAGGAGAGACGGAGGGAGCUAGUUCCAAUGCAGGCCGAGACACAGAGGAGGAUCCAAGAGAUGGAGAAGGAGCUCAAAGAGUUCCCACAAACUGCCCAGCUCCACAAAAGCUCAGUCCAGGCCCUACAGAAGGAGGGUGUGGAGCUCUUCUCUGAGCUGGUGAAGAGUGUGGAGCUGAUGGGUACCCAGGUCGUGGAGUUUCUUUGUGCCCAUGAGUCCUCCAUGGGCAGCCGGACCGAGGGCCAUAUCCACAAGCUGGAACAGGAGCUGGCCCAGCUCCGCAGGAGAGACCAGAAACUCAGCCGACUGGCCAGUGUUGUUGUCUUCAUCUAUCAUCCUCCACAGAAUAUCUUCACCCUGGAGCUCCUCACACAUAAUGGGGGCAGAGAGGGGGUAGGGCUGGGUGAGGAGGCCGUUGUGUCUGCGAUUCAAACUGUGAUGGGAGAGUUAAGAGAUGGACUACAGGAUCUCUGUAAAUCCAGCAUGGCCAAGAUCUUCAGAACUGUGAAUGAUGCCAGUCUUAGUCCGUCUCAAUUGUUCAAUGGUCAAGCUGCAGGGAACGGAGCAUCUACUGACCACAAUCAGGUUGCUUCACAAAAUGCAGCAUCCGAAGUGCAAUCAAACCCUCAACUGAACACAGUGAAUGAGAUGACAUCAACAAACUCUCUACCUCAACCUCCAUUACCUCCAACUGGACCUCAAGUGAAUCAGGUGACCACUAUUGGUUUGGCAAACCCAGAGCUGAAAACAAGAAAAGAAAUGCUCAAAUUUUGCUUUAAUCUGACAUUUGACCCCAACACUGCUUACCGCCACCUGAAACUGGCUGAUGGGUACCGUAAAGCCACUCUGAAGGCAGAGAAGCAGAACCAGCUGGAGCACCCCGACCGUUUCAUCUACUGGAGACAGAUACUGUGCAGGCAGUCCCUGGCUGGAAGCCCCUAUUACUGGGAGACAGAGUGGACGGGCCAGAAGAUCACUAUCGGCAUGGCCUACAGAGACCUGGACAGAAAGGAGGCUGAUGACAGCAGCAGGCUGGGCUACAAUGAGCAGUCUUGGAGCCUGAACUGGUCUGGGACAGGCUUCUCAAUGUGGCAUGCUGGGAAAGAGACCCAACUAAGCUCAACCAAGGCUCGCAGGCUGGGGGUGUACCUGGACCAACAUGAAGGAGUACUGGCCUUCUACAGGAUCUCCAACAACCAGGCCCAUCUCAUCCAUUCCCUCCAGACAGACUUUACUGGCCCCCUCUAUCCCGGGUUCCGCUUCUGGUCAGGGGUUGGGGCGUCUGUGACUCUAUGUCAACUGGACUAGUUUAUACAACUGAUAGGACAUUUACAUUUACAUUUAAGUCAUUUAGCAAACGCUCUUAUCCAGAGCGACUUACAAAUUGGUGCAUUCACCUUAUA